Mycetomoellerius zeteki is the source of this 3522-nucleotide messenger RNA. RefSeq names its product protein prickle. NCBI's taxonomy places the organism in Eukaryota, Metazoa, Arthropoda, Insecta, Hymenoptera, Formicidae. Bases 750 to 3440 code for a protein of 896 amino acids. Gene Ontology annotation, molecular function: zinc ion binding. The transcript has 7 exons. The record is from RefSeq and is a predicted model, not a curated record.
GACCUGUUGAUAUGAGUCGGAAAAACAUUCUGGGGAACAGAAGAAGAAGAAGAACAGAUUGGCGAGUCUUUGUGGCGAUUGGCGAAAAUGCAUUCGGGGAAAAGCAUCGUGAGGAGGAAAGUUGAAGUGAUAGAUCACGAUGUCUUGGCGACCAAUUAGUCUAUUGAUCAGCUAAAUUGACGUCAAGGAAAAAAUAUUGAUGAGAGAUAAGCUGAAGCGGGUAUAUCUCAUUAAAGCUUCCCCAAGAAGACUCCAAAUAUAUCGCCACGAAAACAUCGCUCGUGACGGACAAACGCCUCUUUGACGAGCCAUCAUUUCUAAGAAAGCCGGAAAGUCAGGCUCCAGACGCAAUCAAGAGCGUAUACCACGAGAGGCAUUUAAUACGUUUAUACCGGGCAGAAGGGUUCUACGUGGGAGCAAAAAGCCCAGUGUGUCUCGAGUGCCCCGAAGCGUCGUCUUAUUAGCUUUUGUGAGAGAACGGGCGGCGGUGGUCGCGAAAAGGGACAUAAUAUACCGUAGGGGGGAAGAAGGAAGGAGAGAGGACCCCGCCGGCGUUCCCUAGAUUAGAAGGUCUCGGCCACGGCGAUUAUUACCGUCGGGCUGGGGUUACGCCGUGAAGCACACGGAGGAAGAAACCGCCGGUGGAAAUCGAUCUUAACGACCACCUCGUCCUCGUCGGUUGUCGGUCCGGAUGUGGUUGUCGCUGCUCGUCCAUCGCGUUCGCCGCCAUUCGUCGCGUAAGAAGAAGCAUGUCGAGCUUGGCGCGGAGAAGACGCACGGCGGUGCUCGGUUCGAAGCGAUGGUGGCAAGGCGGAUGCUGGGCCACCAGGAGCCACCAGGAAGCGUACUUACGCAAACUCUACGGCAGAAAGAACAAUCAAGAUGCCAGGAAUAGUGGCAACCAAAACGACGAGGAUGUCGCAGCGCGUACCGCCGGUAUCGAUGCGCCUUGGGCGACGCCCGGUGUUUAUGAUCUUCCAACCAUUACCGACUCCGAGCAUCAUUACCUGGACGCAUUUCUGAGAAAUCGCGAAGACGGCGCGAACGGCAACAACGACGUCGUCGACGAUGUCGUCGCUGUGGUGGUUGGGUGCCCGGCGUUGGCGACGUCGCGCGCGAGUCCGACGGAGAAGUGCGUGGAGUUCCUGAAGGGCGCUCAUCACGAUGGUGGAACCAAUUUCGGUCGCCGUGCCGCGGGAGACGCGGAAUGCGGCCGCAUAGCCGAUUGCGGUUCGAUGCAUUCGAGUUACGAUGCGACCGCCGGUUGUUCCGAGAAAGUGUGCAGGAGCUGCAGGUGCCCGCGAGAGGAACACCAGCGGGCUUCGACGGAGGCGGGCGGUCCUUCGGGACUCGGCCUGGGUCCAGGUCCGCCGAUGGCGAUGGCCAUGGCCUUUCCGAGCGGCGCCGAGGGCGCGCCUCACCAGGAGCCGUUCAAGAGCCCGGUGCAAGCUGCGCCGGCCGGUCUGGCGCUGCAGGAGGCUCUGAUGCAGCAUCACCAGAGGCACUCGCAAAGCGACGACGACAGCGGUUGUGCGCUCGAGGAGUACACGUGGGUGCCACCCGGACUGAGGCCCGACCAGGUGCAUCUGUACUUCAGCGCGCUGCCGGAGGACAAGAUCCCGUACGCGGGUAGCGCCGGCGAGCGGGAGCGGGUGAAGCAAUUGCUGCAACAGCUACCGCCGCACGACAAUGAGGCGCGUUACUGCAGCGGCCUGACCGAGGAGGAGAAGCGCGAGCUGCGGGUAUUUGCGGGUCAGCGGAAACGCGAGGCUCUCGGACGCGGACACGCGAGCCAGCUUGAGCGGCCGCAUGGCGCCGGAUGUCGCGAGUGCGGCCGCGCGAUUGCGGCCGGCGAGAUGGCCGUGGCGGCAAGCCGCGCGGGUCCGGCCGCUCUCUGGCAUCCCGCCUGCUUCGUCUGCUGCGUGUGUCGUCAACUGCUAGUGGACCUAAUCUACUUCUGGCGAGACGGCAGGCUCUACUGCGGCCGUCACCACGCAGAGACCCUCAAACCCCGCUGUUGCGCUUGCGACGAGAUCAUCCUCGCUGAUGAGUGCACCGAAGCUGAGGGUAGAGCGUGGCAUAUGCGUCACUUUGCUUGUCUCGAGUGCGAUCGGCAGCUCGGCGGCCAGCGGUAUGUGAUGCGAGAAGGUCGGCCGUACUGUCUCAGGUGCUUCGACGCUUCCUUCGCUGAGUAUUGUGACAGCUGCGGCGAGCCGAUCGGCGUCGACCAGGGCCAAAUGUCACACGAGGGUCAGCACUGGCACGCGACCGAGGCUUGCUUCUGCUGCGCCACUUGCCGCACUUCUCUUCUGGGCCGGCCGUUCUUGCCGCGACGUGGUGCCAUUUACUGCAGCAUAGCGUGCAGCAAGGGGGAACCGCCGACGACACCGAGUGACUCCUCCGCCGGGCCGCCCCCGCCCCCGUUGUCCUUCCUCAGGAGUGGUAGGAGGCAAACGAUGGCUACGAGCGAGGGUUCGUCGAGUCCACCUCCACCGCCUCCACCUCCGCUUCCUCCAGGUUCGAGGCAUACCCUCGGAUCUCCUAGGAAUUCGCCUCGAAUGACCAGAAGACAUCAACAAAUUUCCGCUUCCUUGGCAACGACGCCCACCCAGAGUACCCAAAACGCUCUGAGCCCCGAGUUUGGCGCGGAAGGACUUCCUUCCAGCGGUUCCAGACCCAGUGGUCUCGACAGAGUACUUUUGGAGCGAAAUCUUGAGAGACUGUUGCAGGAACGUGGCUCUAAUCCUGACGAAAACUGCAGUGAGUUGGGAAGGCUGAUGCAAGCGCGGGAUCGAGAACCUUUGAGAUGUAUCCAGAAUUGCACACCUACCCACGCAUCGAGUAUGCCGGAACUGCCGCCACCUCCGCGACCAUCGUCGGGAGCGUCAAUGUCAACAUCGACCGCCGGCGCGGCGUCCGCCGGCGUUCUGUCGCAAGAGCCGGCGACGUCACCGGCCAAUCCCGGGAUUGGAGCCAGCCAGACGGAUCCGCCGACGCCGACGUCGAGACGUGUGCGAUUUCAGGGAGAUCUAGAUGUCAACGAUCACAGCGCGACGUCGCGCAUCCCUCUCUCACCAACCAACGACCGGAAUUCGUCAUCGUCGCCUUCGCCCACGUCGCUGUCGAGAACGAACGUGUCACGAUCAAGAAGUCUGCAGCCCGAGGAGGUCGCUAGCACGUCUUGGGGAACGGCAGGCACGUCUAGGUCAAGAAUGGAUGGCGAGGAUGACGACGUCGAAAGCUGUUGUUCGACAUGCAGCUCAUCCAGCAGCUCGGACGAGGCCGCGGCUUACGCGCUACCACCACGACGAGCUUACGGCGGCGUCCGGAUUUCUUACGUGCCAAACGACGCAGUGGCGUGCGCGCGAAAACGCGCGCCCGCUUCUUCGUCAUCAUCGAAUCAAGCUCAGAGGGAUACCGAAAAAUGCGUCAUAUCUUGAUAACUCCUUCGGUACUCUACGAGUUUCGAUCUCGCUCCAGCAUAAUGAUAAUUAGGAGAACUACAAACGACGUCUGAGAAAG